Molecule: messenger RNA, 2260 nt
Organism: Ostrea edulis (European flat oyster)
Lineage: Eukaryota; Metazoa; Mollusca; Bivalvia; Ostreida; Ostreidae
Product: nectin-3-like
Exons: 8
Coding region: 64-1530 (488 amino acids)
Biological process (GO): cell-cell adhesion
Cellular component (GO): cell-cell junction
Molecular function (GO): cell adhesion molecule binding
Source: RefSeq, a predicted model, not a curated record
GAUAACGUAAUAACUGUUCUGUAUUAUCUGAAAACUUACAUGUUAUAGAGUCUAAAAGGCGAGAUGCAAGGGGUCUAUUCGUUUAUCCUUUUAAUCCUAUCAGAAGGUAUCGUCUCACUGAAAGUAGUAACGGAGCCGGAACUUUAUGUCACAGUCAACACGAAUGCUUCGAUUGUACUAAACUGUACAUACGUCCUAGGAAACAACGACAUUGUCUCCUCUAUAGACUGGAAAAAGAAACAUGGAAAUGACUACAAAACAAUAGCACGAUUUAUCCCCAAUAAGCAUGCAUCUUUUUUACAAGAUGGUAUUUACUUGGAGAACAGAACUGAUCUUGUAAACUCUGGAAAUGAAUCGAACAGUGCUAUUCUGAAAAUCAAUGACGUAAUGUGUGAAGAUGACGGACAUUACCAAUGUUCUGUGUCGUUGUGGGCAGGUGGUGAUUCAAGUGACACAUCUGUGUUUAUUCAAGCCGAUGCAGAACGUCCAAUUAAAUUUACCAUAUACCCAAACAACAGCUUGGAAGAAAAUGACACGGUGACCUUGUCUUGUUAUGCAAAUGUUGGAAAUCCAGAUGGCUACAUAGCAAUAUGGAGAGUGGACAAGACAUCAACUACACCUGCACUGCUUUUAAAUGAAACAAACACUGUCGGAAAGAAGACUGAGAACUGUACAACUCUGAUAAACGCUACAGUAACUUACACUGUUUUCUGGAAUGACAAUGGCACGUUUUUCAGAUGUUCGUCACAAAACAGACAGACACAGGGGAGAGUACCAAGCAGAGACACAAACCCUAUCAAUGUCCUGUAUGGUCCUUCGAAUGUUACAAUUACCACUUCGCCUUCGCCUUCUAAUCAGACAUUCUUUACCGGUUCAAAUGUAAAUCUCACGUGCAGUUCUGAUGGAAAUCCAGAUCCUACCUUCAAAUGGAAAUUCAAUUCCUCAGACAUUAAAAACAAUGAGUUAUACAAACUUACUUUAAACAAUACAGUGUUAGUUUUACGGAAUAUCAAUCUCAACCACAGCGGAAUUUACGUUUGUAUGGCUUCGAAUUAUUUAAUCAAUGGAUCCUCAGAUAUCACGUUGAGUGUCAAAAAAAAAGAUCCUGUUGCAAUCUAUCAGCCAACAUGUGAUGCAAAUCCGUGCGGAGUCACCGAGAGCUGCUCUGAAACGGACGGCAAAGCUGUCUGUGCCACAAACAUUUGGAGUGUGAUUUCCUUCGUGUUUAUCGUUCUAAGUGUUAUUUUCAUGGUAGCAACUGUCAUUUUGUGCAUAGAAAGAAGAAAUGUACACAAAGGCUCCAAAAAUGUUGACGUCCCACUAUCGGUGAUGGGGGGAGAUGAUUUUGGUGGAUACGCAGACCCAAUGGACGUCAAAAAACUGUACAUCAAUGGCCAAGUUGACAAUAACGUAAACGACACAGCAGAACAUGGGGACCCCGUGGACCAAAACAGUCAGUAUGCUUCUGUCCAGAAAAGUCCUCCGGAUGCUUCCAAUCCUCCCAAUGUUUAUGAUGGCGCCUGGAAUUGAUAUGGGUUUUCAUGAAGACGGUAGAAAAGAGGUGUUUAACAAAACAGAACUUAUUCUGUUUUAUGAUUUUAGUGUCAAUUGUUAAAUUGAUUUAAUGUUUUGAAGUAUCACUUUUUUUUUUAAAUGAUUGUACAUGUAUAAUUACAGUUGUUCCUUUUUAUGCCCUUGAAAUCAGAGAUGAGGGUAUUUUUUAUGUCUUUAAACUUGGUUAUAGUCUCUGAACUAUACCAAACAAGCUUCCUCAGUUCGUGAACUGCAUGAAAGUUCAAGGUCAAAGCUAUUUUACAGAUCAGCGUUUUAUGUAAGAGUUUUCCCUUUUAUAAAACAUGAUUGUACAGUUGUUCUUUGAAUUUUAAUAGUUCGUUUUUACUUAUUUGUGGAAAUUUGAAUAUCAUGGACAUAUUCGUUCCAUAAAAUAAUGUAUGGUACAGUGAUUUAACAACACUUCGUUCAUCAUUUUUUUGUAUGCAUGUUUUUUUUUUUUACUAAUAAAUCAAAGAUUCAUCUAGAUAACCCCACUUUUUAUCUUCUUUUCUAACUUCUAUGCAUGUUUGAUGAUUGUUUGCAUAUUUUAAGUUUAAAAAGUUCAAUAUUUAUUCAAAAUCUACUACGCAUUGUUUAAAACUGUUUUCACAUCUUCAUAUCUAUUGUUAGAACACAUUGGUUUAUUGUAUAAUGAUGUAAGUUGUAUUGUCAUCAAUGAAUAAAAGAGAGAGAUUUAGUGUUAAAA